This is a messenger RNA of Nycticebus coucang (slow loris), 2880 nucleotides long. Its product is annotated as C-X-C chemokine receptor type 1-like. NCBI's taxonomy places the organism in Eukaryota, Metazoa, Chordata, Mammalia, Primates, Lorisidae. The record is from RefSeq and is a predicted model, not a curated record. Bases 62 to 1132 code for a protein of 356 amino acids. Gene Ontology annotation, biological process: G protein-coupled receptor signaling pathway; immune response; neutrophil chemotaxis. Gene Ontology annotation, molecular function: C-X-C chemokine receptor activity; interleukin-8 binding. Gene Ontology annotation, cellular component: membrane. The transcript has 2 exons.
UGGGCUCUGAGCUGCAGGCUCUUAACAGUUGGACACACCUGGCUGGUGCCUCAGAUUGAACAUGGCUAAAACUGACACAAACAGUAGUGAUCCUUGGUGGUGGUGGGAUGAUGAAGAGCUUUAUAAUUUCACUGGCCUGCCACCUAUAGAGGAAGACUACAGCCCCUGUAGGCCAGAUACUGAGACACUCAACAAGUAUGCAGUGGUCACCAUCUAUGCCCUCGUGUUCCUCCUGAGCCUGCUGGGAAACUCCCUGGUGAUGCUGGUCAUCCUGUACAGCCGUGUCAGCCGCUCUGUCACUGACAUCUACCUGCUGAACCUGGCCGUGGCUGACCUGCUCUUUGCCCUGUCCUUGCCCGUGUGGGCCGCCUCCAAGGUGAAUGGCUGGAUUUUUGGUACACGCCUGUGCAAGCUGGUGUCCCUCCUGAAGGAAGUCAACUUCUACAGCGGUAUUCUCCUGCUGGCCUGCAUCAGUGUGGACCGCUACCUGGCCAUUGUCCAUGCCACGCGCACGCUCACCCAGAAGCGCUACUUGGUCAAGUUUAUAUGUCUGAGCGCCUGGGGACUGUCUCUAACCCUGUCCCUGCCCUUCUUCCUCUUCCGUCAGGCCUAUAAACCAAAUAAUUCCAUCCCAGUGUGCUAUGAAAUCCUAGGAAAUAACACAGCCAAGUGGCGGAUGGUGCUGCGGAUCCUGCCCCACACCUUUGGCUUUGUCCUGCCGCUGCUGGUCAUGCUGUUCUGCUAUGGACUCACUCUCCACACGCUGGUUAAGGCCCACAUGGGGCAGAGGCACCGGGCCAUGCGGGUCAUCUUUGCUGUCGUCCUCAUCUUCCUGCUCUGCUGGCUGCCCUACCACCUGGUCCUGCUCACAGACACCCUCAUGAGGACCCAGAUGAUCAAGGAGACCUGUGAGCGCCGCAGUGACGUUGACCGGGCCCUGGAAGUCACCCAGAUUCUGGGAUUUCUCCACAGCUGCCUCAACCCCAUCAUCUACGCCUUCAUUGGCCAAAAUUUUCGCCAUGGAUUCUUUAAGAUUCUGGCCACCCAUGGCCUGGUCAGCAAGGAGUUCAUGGCACGUCAUCACGUUACGUCUUAUACUUCUUCCUCUAUCAGUGUGUCUCCUACCCUCUGAAAACCAUCCUUGGAAGAAUAUAUCUCCUCAUAAGGAAAGAAUAACCAUCACUCCAGGGUUGUGAGUCGAGAGAGGUCUGGCUCUGGACAGAUACUCUUUGGUUUUGGGAGAGAGGUUGUAGAGUGCCAGGAAGGUAGGGACUGGUGUCUUUGGGGGCCAAGCCAGCUUUCUGAAGGAACUGCUGAGGUACCACCAAGGACAGGCCUCCACAACUCCGUGGAAGGAAGUGUUAUCAUUUCUUUUGAACUCUUUAUCUUUAGCCCACUCACUGCAUAAUUACUGGGGUCACAAGCACAGCCUGAACUUGACAUUAGAUCAAAGAACAGGGGCAGAAACUAUUUUCUAAUGUGGACUGGACUCUCUUGCUGACCCUCUCAAGAACAUAAUCUCAGCCACUGAUGACACCCCGACCAAGCUGUCUGGUAUCUCUGUGUCCUCUGAUCUGAGCUCUUGGGACUAUUUUCUUAUCUUAAGUAUAUUGUAGAGUCUGCUGGGGGACAUUGGGACAGGUGAUACCACUAGGUGGCUUUGUGAUGGAGCUGGAAACACUCUCAGCCUGGGUGUGGUGGGUGAGCAGAAAGGAAGAGGGGUGGGAAGGCAGACCCACUGCGUGAGGACUUCCUCCGCUCCUAUGCCCAACAGCGCGGACAGCGUGUAAUGGGCAUGCACCAAGCCACGUGUGGAGCUGGAUUAGCAGCUGUUAGUCCUGCCCUCCUGGAGCCUUCACGCUAACAGGGAACACCAGCAACCCAGAAAGCCAUACAUUGUCACCAGUCAGACGUUUCUAAUAACGUCUCUGUUCCAGAUUGUCCUUGGGGAAGUAUCUUAGGUGUGACAUAGAGUCAAAUGUGUGUGUGGCAUUGUUGGCUGUGCCUUCAGUAGACUGGGAAUAGAACCCCUAAAAGGCGUCUCUCUGGGUUGAAGGGUGAUGUUCUCUGGGCUUCAAAUCCUGUUAGAACAAUUUCUUGAGGGACAGGAACUCCUAAUCAUUCUGAUCUUGCAGGCCAAGGACAUCCCCCCUGUCUAUAGGUAAAAAAGAACUGUUACCCCAGAGAAUCUCAGCCUCACCUUAACUUGACCUUCUUUUUCUGGGUUAGAUCUCGCCUGGCUUCCUCGGAGUAGAGUAGCUCACCUUCCCCCUGUCUGCUUGCUUAGUGAUUGUCUGUCCCCUUUCAAGGCAGGAAUGCUGUUUGUCUUGUUCAUUCUAUAUCCCCAUAUGUGUCACACUGCCUGAAGCCUAUUAAAUGCUCAGUAAAUACUUAUUGUAUGAAUGAAUGACUGCCGAGAGGACCGCUGCUCAUUCAUACACCAUCUGCUCAUAGCUCUUCUCGUCUGUACCCCUGUCAACCCCAUGCUGUCCUCAGCCACACAUCAAGUUUGCCUCUGUGCUUUAUCUCAUUAGAUCUUUUUCUGUGUAGCGAUGUCCCAAGUGAGUACUGGAGACAUCAGGGCUCUUUUGAUGGCAAAUAAUAGAAACCAAACUCAAACCAGCUUAAGCAAAACUUAGAAUGUAUGUUUUUACAAUCAUAAAAGUGUCUUUACUUGACUUUACUCAACAAAUGCAAUCAGUGUAGCCUAAUUCUUUGUAUCCUCAAUGAAUACCAAACAGUAAAAAAGAAAAUAGUGUGUGUUUUCAGGUGGGAUAGGGAAGGAACACGGAAGGCUUGAAGUUGGGAGUGGGGUAAGGCUCAGAGAUGGGAUUUCUUUUUAAUUUUUAAAUUUUCAUGGGUAUGGAAUGGCUAUACAUA